AGUUGGAAAACAGUGAGGCAUGGUGAUAAUGGAGGGCGACCACACUAUACUUAAGAGCGCCGUCUCCCCAAACAGAUCGCAAUGAUUACAUCUUCUUCUCUGAAUACCGGCAAAGCAACACAAUCUUCUUCUGGAUUCCCUCCCAAUUUCACGUCUCCACUCAAUCUUCUCUAAUUCCCCAACCCUUCCUUUUCUUCCUUCCUUUCACCACUAUUAUUUCUACCCAUUUUUUUCCCUAAUCCCAAAGCUCUGUCUGGUUGCUGUGGAAGUGUGGCAAAACGGAAGAAUUCUUUGAAUCUUGAAAGCAUCUUCUUUCCCCUUUGCGAAAGAUAGGGAUGUUUUUGUAGGGAUGGAACUCUAUCUUGUGCUCAGUGGGGACCAGGUGAUUCAUUGCAUUGGUCACUGGGAAUGAUGCCAUUGAAGAUGGAAAUUGUCCUUUCAGCCCUGAUAUUAUCUUGUUUUCAUUCUUUUGUACUGUCUGAUUCGCAAGGAGAUGCACUCUAUGCAUUAAAGAAUUCAUUGAAUGCCUCCGCCAAACAGCUCAUGGACUGGAACCCAAAUCAAGUUAACCCAUGUACUUGGUCCAAUGUUAUUUGUGACCCCAGUAAUAAUGUCAUUUCUGUAACGUUGUCAUCCAUGCAACUGUCUGGAACGUUGUCCCCCAAAAUUGGAAUUCUGAACACUCUUUCAACACUUAUAUUGCAAGGAAAUGACAUAACUGGUGAGAUGCCAAAAGAGUUGGGAAAUUUGUCAAAUCUAACAAAGUUAGAUUUGGGAAAUAACAGAUUAAUGGGUGAAAUACCAUCUACCCUUGGUAAUCUUAAGAAGCUACAGUAUUUUACAUUGCAAGGAAAUGGCAUAACUGGUGAGAUACCAAAAGAGUUGGGAUAUUUGUCAAAUCUGACCACCUUAGAUUUGGAAAAUAACAGAUUAACGGGUGAAAUACCAUCUAACCUUGGUAAUCUUAAGAAGCUACAGUUUUUGAUUUUGAAUCAAAACAAUCUCACUGGGACUAUACCUAAGUCGCUCUCCAGUAUUCAUCAAAGCUUGAUCAAUCUUCAGCUGGCAUCAAAUGAUCUCAGUGGUCAAAUACCUGAGGAUUUAUUUCAAGUGCCAAAGUACAAUUUUACAGGUAAUAGGUUGAAUUGUGGCAGAAAUUUUCAACACCUUUGUGCAUCUGAUAAUGAUUCAGGUGGUUCUCACAAACCGAAAAUUGGACUGAUAGUUGGAAUUGUUGGAGGACUUAUAGGUCUUCUUCUUUUUGCAACUGUGCUGUGUUUUCUGUGGAAGAGUUCACGCAGAGGCUACAAGCGCGAAGUUUAUGUAGAUGUUGCAGGUGAAGUUGACAGAAGAAUUGCAUUUGGCCAAUUGAGAAGAUUUGCAUGGAGGGAGUUACAAGUAGCUACAGAAAAUUUUAGUGAGAAAAAUGUUCUUGGACAGGGAGGCUUUGGGAAAGUUUAUAAGGGAGUGCUUGGAGAUAACACCAAGGUUGCUGUGAAACGAUUAACAGAUUAUGAAAGUCCUGGUGGAGAUGCAGCUUUCCAGCGUGAGGUGGAGAUGAUAAGUGUAGCUGUUCACAGGAAUCUAUUACGGCUGAUUGGAUUUUGCACAACACCAACAGAACGCCUUUUGGUGUAUCCCUUUAUGCAGAACCUAAGUGUGGCUUAUCGCCUUCGGGAGGUUAAACCUGGGGAGCCAGUUUUAGAUUGGCCUACAAGAAAACGGGUGGCUUUAGGCACAGCACGUGGACUAGAAUACCUGCAUGAACAUUGCAAUCCCAAGAUUAUUCAUCGGGAUGUUAAGGCUGCUAACGUAUUACUGGAUGAAGAUUUUGAAGCUGUUGUUGGGGACUUUGGCUUGGCAAAGUUGGUGGACGUGAGAAAGACCAACGUGACAACUCAAGUUCGGGGAACAAUGGGCCACAUAGCACCUGAGUACUUGUCCACAGGGAAGUCAUCAGAGAGGACAGAUGUUUUUGGUUAUGGGAUUAUGCUGCUGGAACUUGUAACAGGUCAACGAGCAAUUGACUUUUCACGCUUAGAAGAAGAAGAUGAUGUCUUGCUGCUUGACCAUGUCAAGAAGCUUGAAAGGGAGAAAAGACUUGAUGCUAUUGUAGAUCGCAACCUAAAUCGGAACUAUGACAUCCAAGAAGUGGAGAUGAUGAUCCAAGUUGCAUUGCUCUGUACACAACCAUCACCAGAGGAUCGUCCAGCAAUGUCAGAGGUGGUUCGGAUGCUUGAAGGAGAGGGGCUGGCUGAGAGAUGGGAAGAAUGGCAGCAUGUGGAAGUUAGUCGUCGACAGGAGUACGAGCGGCUGCAAAGAAGAUUUGACUGGGGGGAAGAUUCACUCUAUCACCAGGAUGCUAUUGAAUUGUCUGGUGGAAGAUGAGGUAAAGGAUGAAUCCAAUCUCAUUCCCCUUCAAAGCCAUAUAAUUUUCUUUCAGUAGGUUAGCUUCGUCUCCAUCGAAUUGUAUUUUAUUUAAAAAAUUACAGGAAAAAGAACCAUGUCUUGAAUAUUUUUUGAUGGAUUUCUGGUUUCGCUAAAUUUUAUUUAGAAUUCUGUGUGUGUAUGUGGUUCUGUGUGUUUGAGCAAUGCUCAAACAAAAUCUAAGGCCUGGUAGUUUGUAUUAUGAAGCUUUUCCCCAAUGUUAAUAUUGAAUAUUUCCUUUUGAA
This is a messenger RNA of Vitis riparia (riverbank grape), 2672 nucleotides long. Its product is annotated as LRR receptor kinase SERK2-like. The record is from RefSeq and is a predicted model, not a curated record. Bases 409 to 2388 code for a protein of 659 amino acids. Lineage: Eukaryota; Viridiplantae; Streptophyta; Magnoliopsida; Vitales; Vitaceae. Gene Ontology annotation, biological process: protein phosphorylation. Gene Ontology annotation, molecular function: protein binding; ATP binding; protein kinase activity. The transcript has 14 exons.